Suhomyces tanzawaensis NRRL Y-17324 is the source of this 856-nucleotide messenger RNA. RefSeq lists its product as uncharacterized. The coding region runs from base 1 to 366 and encodes 121 amino acids. The transcript is spliced from 2 exons. Lineage: Eukaryota; Fungi; Ascomycota; Pichiomycetes; Serinales; Debaryomycetaceae. The record is from RefSeq and is a predicted model, not a curated record.
AUGUCUAACGAGAGCUGCUAUUCUAAAGACACAGCAAGAUAUAGCACCGCCAAAGAUCGAUUGACAGCCCCUAAUACGACGUACAGAUGUUGCUCGAAGCAGGAAUCAUGGCUUUUGACGCUGGAACAACGGUACCUGGAAGCAUAUUUUGGGCAUCUUAAUGGAAUGGAAGGAGAUGAAGAUGAUACAUGCGAAACAAGCCAAUCAGAUAAAGACUAUUGGCAAAAAGACCCCGACUUGAUUUGGCUGGAGUUCAUAGAGUAUGCCCAUUCAUUGCAUCAAGACCACUGGGACUUCAUAGAGGAAAAGAGGAGGGGAAUUAGCCCAACAUUAAAACUCGGUUUUGAAGCUUUGGAGGAUUCAUGAGUAAUUGGUCAACAGCAAUUUAUGGCAAGUCUAAUAAAUCCACGAACACAGCACACUCAACGUGAAAAGCCACCUUUUAGAGAAUUCACAGCAAACUGCAUUGAAGCUUACGAUUUCCAGGAUUAUAGAGUAAUUCUAGUAAGUUUUAUCAACACAGAAUUGGCGGAAAUAUUUUUAAUCGAUAUUGAUCCACUUGAAAAAUCUACAAAAUUAAGUCUUUACAUAAAGCGGCCAAAAGUCCCAAAAAAAGGGAUUAAGGUUUUUUGAUCCACUUUUAACUAAGCUGUUCUUGAAUCGAAAUACCGUUCCCAACCAGAGGUAGUAGGUGAAUAGCUCAUCUAACUAAAAAUAUGUUAACAAUUCCUUGGGCUCUUCAAAACGCUGAGUUGCUUUGGAACUCGAUCCACAAGAUGAAAGCUUUAGCAAAAACAAUUUUAUGUAGCCAUAUACAGAAGAAACCAAUUUGAUAGUUAAAAAGAUGUAUAAACCC